Rhinocladiella mackenziei CBS 650.93 is the source of this 660-nucleotide messenger RNA. RefSeq lists its product as uncharacterized. Gene Ontology annotation, biological process: glutathione catabolic process. Gene Ontology annotation, cellular component: cytoplasm. Bases 1 to 660 code for a protein of 219 amino acids. The record is from RefSeq and is a predicted model, not a curated record. The transcript has 6 exons. Gene Ontology annotation, molecular function: glutathione specific gamma-glutamylcyclotransferase activity; gamma-glutamylcyclotransferase activity. Lineage: Eukaryota; Fungi; Ascomycota; Eurotiomycetes; Chaetothyriales; Herpotrichiellaceae.
AUGAGCCCUGUCCAGGCUGAAGAUAUCUGGCUGUUUGGUUAUGGGAGUUUGAUUUGGAAACCUCCGCCACAUUUUGACGAAAGGAUCCCUGGCUAUAUCAAAGGCGAGGAUCAUCGUGGCACCCCUGAGGCCCCUGGUAGAGUGGUCACGUUGAUUCAAAGGUCCUUUUGGGAAACGCUUGAUGACCCUCAACGUGAGACCGAGGGAGAUUAUGUCUGGGGGGUCGCCUAUCAUAUCAUACCAUCGAAAGUGAGGGAAGUCAAAGAAUACCUAGACAUCCGCGAAAUCAAUGGAUACAGCAUCCAACACACACCAUUCCACCCUGCCGACUCUUCACUCCCCGACCUUGAUUGUCUGGUUUAUAUUGGGAUGCCGGACAACCCACAGUUUCUGGGAGCUCUACCACCCCAAAUGAUCGCGGAAACAAUCAAUGCAAGUAUUGGUCCAAGCGGAGAGAACCGAGAUUAUCUUCUCCAUCUUGAACAGGCUCUAAACGAGUUGAGUCCAGACAGUCGAGAUGAGCAUAUCACUGAUCUAGCCCGUCGAGUACGGGCAUUGACUCCGCCGACCCGGGUUUCGCGAUCCAUAGCGGCGCCUGACAAUGCUUUGAGGAAGGUCAACAGUACCGAAGAGCAGGAGGAGAUCGAGAAAGAUAUAUGA